GCAGCGCGCGCGGCGGCGGCCGCGGGGCUGAAGCCGGCCCUCCGCGCCGCGAGGCGACCCCCGCGGCCCCAGCUCCGCGGCCGCGGCGGGGAGGCCGCCGCUGGCGCCCGGACAGCUGCCUCCUGCCUCUCCCCUUCGUGACCCGAGCUGUUAGGCCGUGAGACGAGGCAUUGGGGACCCCGGAGACGGCGCUCCUCGCGGGGAGUGUGGGACGGGGGCUGGGCCUGCAGCUGGGCUGGGGGCGGCGCUCCUCCCCGAGGCGUCCGGGCGCAGCCUCCCCGGCGGGCUGGGGGGUGCCGUGAGGGCGCUGGAAAUGAGAAGCGGCAGCUGUCUGGGGGGAGACGUGCCUCGGAGACCGACGUCUGAUGUGACGAGUGGUCCGGGGUCCACGCAGAGACCCUCCGUGCGUGAGCACCUGACCUCUGAUUGCAGCUGCUCCGCUUAGUUCCCCUUUCUCAGGCUUCGACGCCUCUAGUAUGACAGGUGCAGAGAUUGUGCCUACGUUGUAAUCAUGAAGGAGACGGACCGGGAGGCCGUUGCAACAGCGGUCCAGAGGGUUGCGGGGAUGCUUCAGCGCCCGGACCAGCUGGACAAAGUGGAGCAGUAUCGCAGAAGAGAGGCCCGGAAGAAGGCCUCCGUGGAGGCCAGAUUGAAGGCCGCCAUCCAGUCGCAGCUGGACGGGGUGCGCACGGGCCUGAGCCAGCUCCACAGCGCGCUCGGUGACGUCAAGGACAUCCAGCAGUCCCUGGCCGCCGUCAGCCAGGACUGGAGGCGGAGCAUCAGCACCAUCGAGAGCCUCCGGGACGUGAAGGACGCCGUGGUGCGGCACAGCCAGCUCGCCGCCGCCGUGGAGAACCUCAAGAACAUCUUCUCAGUGCCCGAGAUCGUGAGGGAGACCCAGGACCUCAUAGAGCAAGGGGCGCUGCUGCAGGCCCACCGGAAGCUGAUGGACCUGGAGUGCUCCCGGGACGGGCUGAUGUACGAGCAGUACCGCAUGGACAGCGGGAACACGCGCGACAUGAGCCUCAUCCGCAGCUACUUCGGGAGCACGCAGGGGCUGUCCGACGAGCUGGCCAAGCAGCUGUGGAUGGUGCUGCAGAGGUCUCUGGUCACCGUGCGCCGCGACCCCACCUUGCUGGUCUCCGUCGUCAGGAUCAUCGAAAGGGAAGAAAAAAUUGACAGGCGCAUACUUGACCGAAAAAAGCAAACUGGCUUUGUUCCUCCUGGGAGGCCCAAGAGCUGGAAGGAGAAGAUGUUUGCCAUCCUGGACAGAACCGUGACCACCAGGAUUGAGGGCACACAGGCAGACACUAGGGAGUCCGACAGGAUGUGGCUUGUCCGCCACCUGGAGAUCGUGAGGAAGUAUGUCCUGGACGACCUCAUCGUCGCCAAGAACCUGAUGGUGCAGUGUUUUCCUCCCCAUUACGAGAUCUUCAGGAAUCUCCUGAACAUGUACCACCAGGCUCUGAGCACACGGAUGCAGGAGCUCGCGUCAGAGGACCUGGAAGCAAACGAGAUCGUGAGCCUGCUGACGUGGGUCUUAAACACGUACACCAGCACGGAGAUGAUGGGGAAUCCGGAGCUGGCCCCGGAGGUGGACGUCGGGAUCCUGGAGCCUUUGCUUUCUUCAAACGUGGUCUCCGAGCUACUCGACACCUACAUGUCGACUCUGACUUCGAACAUCAUCGCCUGGCUGCGGAAAGCCCUAGAAACCGACAAGAAGGACUGGGUGAAAGAGACUGAGCCCGAGGCGGACCAGGACGGCUACUACCAGACGACGCUGCCCGCCAUUGUCUUCCAGAUGUUCGAACAGAACCUUCAAGUCGCUGCUCAGAUAAGUGAAGAUUUGAAAACAAAGGUACUAGUUUUGUGUCUUCAGCAAAUGAAUUCUUUCUUAAGUAGAUACAAAGAGGAGGUGCAGCUGUACAAGGAGGAGCACCUGCGGAACCGGCAGCGCCCGCACUGCUACGUGCACUACAUGGUCGCCGCCAUCAACAACUGCCAGACCUUCAAAGAAUCCGUCGUCAGUUUAGAAAGAAAGUAUCUAAAACGUGAUGCGGAGGAAGGCGUGUCUCUGAGCCAGCCGAGCAUGGACGGGCUUUUGGACGCCAUUGCCAAGGAGGGCUGCGGCAGCCUGCUGGAGGAAGUCUUCCUGGACCUGGAGCAACACCUCAGCGAGCUGAUGACAAAGAAGUGGCUGUCAGGAUCAAACGCUGUAGACAUCAUCUGUGUCACUGUGGAAGACUACUUCAAUGAUUUUGCCAAAAUCAAAAAGCCGUAUAGAAAGCGGAUGAUCGCCGAGGCGCACCGGCGCGCUGUGCAGGAGUACCUGCGGGCCGUGAUGCAGAAGCGCAUCUCCUUCCGGGGCCCCGAGGAGCGCAAGGAGGGCGCCGAGCGGAUGGUGCGGGAGGCCGAGCAGCUGCGCUUCCUCUUCCGCAAGCUGGCUUCCGGACGACCACAUCGGCGCGCUGCUGGCCAUGCGGGGGGACGCCAGCCGGGACAUGAAGCAGACCAUCAUCGAGACACUGGAGCAGGGCCCGGCCCAGGCGAGUCCAGACUACGUGCCCAUCUUCAAGGAUAUCGUGGUUCCCAGCCUGAAUGUGGCCAAGCUCCUCAAGUAGCCAGCGGGGCCCCACCCUCGGGCACCGGCUGUGUGUCUGGGGGCGGCCUCGUGAGGAGGGCUCGGGAGAAGCGCCCCCUCGCCUCUGCGCCUGCGCCGUGUGCGCUUCUGAAACUGCUGCUCAAUGAGGAGCCUGAACUUCUGCUGGGAAACGAGAGCUUCCCGCCCUGAGGGUCUCUUCCCGGCAGUGGCCCAGCCCCCCACCCCCUCCGCCCGCUGGGGUCCCUCCCAUCGGAGCGGACCUCCCACCAGGUGGGUUUGGUGGGUGAAUCCCCGCCACCCGCAGGUGGAUGACACUGGGAGCACCUGCAGAUUCAUCUUACUUGUACACCAAGUGAAUUACGAAGUUGCCCUCAGAGUAAACGGUGGGCCCUGUGUGUGGCCCCGACCCCCGACGUGGCCCCACUGGACAGGCUUCUCAGGGGCUGUGCUCCGAGGUGGCUCUGGCGUCUGCCCUGUUCCGCCCACGGAGUCCCCGUUCCUCCUUCCCCGCAGGCCGCGGCGUGUGCGGUGCCGGGCUGCUCUGAGGCUCCCAGGUCCUUGUCACACGCGUUCACGACAGCAGAGUUGAUGCUGUGCUCUUAUUUCCUGCUCACGAGGGGCGACAGAUUCGCAAGUGGGACUUUUUUUCUUGGAAGAGUCAGAGCCUAAAUGGAGACGUUGGCGCGUUCUUGUGAGCGGUGCUGGCUCCGCAGAGACGGGGUCUGGGCCGGGGCUGCUUGCCGGUGUGCCGCCUGGUGAUGCGCGUGUUCACACGGUUCCCUGCCUGGCGAGCCGUGGCAGCUGGUGUACGGUAGCGCUUCGUGCACAGUUCCUGGAUUAAUAAAGUCGAGUGUUAAAGAUCA
Messenger RNA from Hippopotamus amphibius kiboko, 3465 nucleotides. RefSeq names its product exocyst complex component 3 (gene EXOC3). Gene Ontology annotation, biological process: exocytosis; exocyst localization. The transcript is spliced from 12 exons. Gene Ontology annotation, molecular function: SNARE binding. The coding region runs from base 512 to 2791 and encodes 759 amino acids. NCBI's taxonomy places the organism in Eukaryota, Metazoa, Chordata, Mammalia, Artiodactyla, Hippopotamidae. Gene Ontology annotation, cellular component: exocyst. The record is from RefSeq and is a predicted model, not a curated record.